Molecule: messenger RNA, 4339 nt
Organism: Stereum hirsutum FP-91666 SS1
Lineage: Eukaryota; Fungi; Basidiomycota; Agaricomycetes; Russulales; Stereaceae
Exons: 6
Coding region: 162-3329 (1055 amino acids)
Source: RefSeq, a predicted model, not a curated record
GGACCGUGUGCUGCCUGCCCUUUUCCCUGCGCUUGAUAUACCCACCUGCUGGCAGUGCAGACAUCCAAUCUACUAUCAGUACAGUUGCUAAUUCAGAAAUAUCGGUCUAGAAGGAGAACGAGAAGGGACCGGAGCGGCGAUAAUCAAUAAUUAUAUCCAUAAUGGCCGUGGCCUCCGUCCACUCCUCCGUCUCGCAGUCGUCUCUCGCCGGAACAGUGCCGUCGUCCAGUGCGGCCUCUGUCAUCGACCAGUCAACGAAGGAUAUACCAGAGCAGUCGCCGACACCGACGAAGACACCGACGAAGACGGAAAGGAGGGUGACUUUGGGCGUGCUUGAGUCGGGCAAGUUUAGGCUGUCGAAAGAUUUUGUUGGCCAGCUCGUCAGAUCCACCUCCACAACUUCACGACGGAAUCCCUCUCCGCUCUUCGAGCCGGCGACGCACGGUCCACGCGCGCUUGGCUUCUCAGAGGAUGCGAGCGAGGACGAACUCAAUUCCCGCGUAGACAACCUCGACACCAACACGGAAGCACGCGAUCAGCAGAUGACAACGACGACGACGAACACAAGCAGUACCAGUCAGAGCCACAACGAACACUUACAGCAGUCUCGACCUCCGUCUUCGGCAAAGGCAAAGAUAUAUGAGUUCUUCUCGCGCCCUUCAUCCCGCUCACAAUCCCGCACCAACACAAGCACCUCACUCUCCUCUGCCCACGAACCACCGACCAUCAGCUCAGAACCUGAACCCAGCAUUACACUCAAUCCUACUCCCCUAUCCCGACCUAAUCCGUCCAAACCUUCUACGCGAUCUCCCUCUCGUCCAAUCUCGUCGACGACCGCCACGACGGAGAAAACGAUCAGACAGGCGCGCGCUCACACCCCGCCGGACAUGCCCACCCCUCCCUCUCACCGACACUGGCAUCCCGACGGACAUCAACCACAGCCUUCGAGCUCACCCGACCUUCCACCACAGUAUCAAUCGCCCUACCUUACCGAAACCACCCCUAGUCCGACGCCCAUGCUCGAGAACCCUAUCCCCGUCUCUGUUCCGGUCUCACGCCCCGCUACCGCCAACGGCACCGGCGCAGUCCGAGGCCACAACCACGAUCCUUACGCGUACGACCCACGCAUGCUUCCACCACCCGUACCCUCCUCCGCACAUAAGAAGAAGCCGCCACCUACGUUGUUCGGGAUCUCGUUCGGAGGUUCACGCGGCACUAAGACGGCGCCGAAUUCGAUGCCUACCACCCCGAAGAAGGAACGCGAGAUGGACGAGAUGGGCUACGCGAUUUCGACACCGCAGAGUCCGAGGGGGAGGAGUGGCGGGAGGAGUGGAUCUGGGUCUGGAUCUGGGCAGGGAAAAGAAAAGGCAGGAUCAGGCUCAGGAUCAGGAUCGGGUCCGAAGUGGUUCGCUCAGCGAAUAUUUUCUCCCGCACGACCCUCACGCGACAAUACCCGCGCAGGCCCAUCAUUCAACCCCGACACUGGCAUCAUCUCACCCCUCCCCCGUUCUGCCACCGCCACCACACUCCAAUUCCCUCCUUCGACCGCACACGAUCCAAAUGACAUCGACGACUCUCACCUCCCAGGACGAUCCCAUUCUUCACCCCCACGCGUGCGUUCACCUCCUGCUACGGCUACCGUGAUUCCUGCUGGAGUGACGUAUCAUCAACAUCCGAAUGAGCAUGACCCGGACGGCGAGACGAGGUCGACGCGUAGCGGUAGGUGCUCGCCUUUGGGAAUGUUUGGACCGAGGAGGUUGUUCCGUGGUGGCAAGGGGAGUAGGAAUGUGAGUAAGAGUCGGAGUAGACCUGGUUCGAGUUCGAAUUUGAAGGAGAAGGGAAAAGAAAAGGAGAGUGACUCGAGGCCUGGGACGGGUAAGGAAAAAGAGAAGGAAAAGGAUGGAAGACCGGUGGUUAGCGUGCCCAUGCUCCGGACGAGGACACAUUCGAAAGAAGGACAAGGUGGCGCUACUGAUCUUCAUCGGCGAGGUAGUUUGGAUUACGAGAGAGGGAGCGCCGUGGGGUCAAGAGGUAUGGGCGCACCUGGUCCCAUACAGAUGAGCAGGAGUGCGAGUCAAGGAGGCGCGAGUCGGUCGAAGCAUCAUCAGUCCCCUCGCCCUGGGCCAGGAGUGAAUGGUGCAGGAUCGGGCCCUUCGUCUUCGUACCACCGCCCACAACACAAUCAGACGCAUCCUCAGGCCCACGCACGGACACACCACCUUCAUCCUCCACAUCCACAUCUACAUUCCGCCCCACAUUCGCCUCAAUCACCUCUAUUCGCCGUGCACAAUAAUAUCCCGCCGGGCGCUACGACAUCGACGACUACGCAUGCCUCGGGCCAUUCGCAUUCGACGAACGGGACUUCACAUACGGGACAUACGGGUACGAACGUCGGGAGCACGGUGACGGCGGCGGCUGGUACUACGGCCGGUGCUACUGCUGGUGGUGGAGGAAGCUGGGGCAGGAGAGCGAGGUUGGGAGGAUGGGUCAGUGCCGGUGUGCAUCCGCCUUUUGAGUUUGAGAGUGCGGUGAGUGCAUCGGGUGGGAUUGGUGGUACUGGCGUUGGGAGGGUCAGUCCGGGUGGCGCAGGUACAGGUGGGGGAGGGAAGACGAGUGGGAGAGUCAGCCCGGUUGGAGCAGUCAGUGAAGGAAGGGGGCGGGUUCUCAAAGCAAAACAACAACAAAAAGAAAAAGAGAGGUCGCCUCUUGGGUCUGGUGGUGCAGGUUCUGGUCCUUCCGGUGGUGGCGGUGGCAACCGGGUAAGACCACGAACCCGGAGUGGUGGAAGGGAUGUGAGGAUAGGUAUCGGAGGCGGAGGUGGGGAGAGGAAAGAGAUUGAGUUAGGGCUUGGAUUGACGUGGGCUCCUUCGAAGAUCAAGGUGAGAGAGUGGAGUGGAUCGCCCACGCCUACGAAACCACGUCCGCCGGCGCCGAGUUCAGCGCCUGGGUCACCUAGACUUGCGGGGAUGAGUGAUAGGGAGAGACGGGAUUGGGAGAUGGGGAGGUUGCCGGAGAGGGACAGGAAUAGGGGUCUUGGACCUUUAAGGAGAGAUAGAGAUGAUUUGAGAGCAGGGAGGAGGGAGAGGGAUGUUACGGGAAGGUUUAGGGAAGUGUUGGGCGAACGUGGAUUCGAAUCGUUCAGGAAGUACGUCCGACGAUACGAUGCGGAUCUCAUCACACUCGACGGAUCGGAUGGCUUGCUCGUCAAGGUGAAGAAGCUUCUGGAUACUGCACCUGCGCCUUCUGGUCCUGGGACAGGCAUUAGUGAGUGGGAGAAGAGGGAGCUCUUGAACGAUCUGGUGCGGAUUGUGAGGGAGACAGAGUAUUAGUCUCUUGCGUGCUCUCGGCGCGUCACUACUCAUUCUCGACCAUGCCACUUUCUCCACCGCGGCUCUUACUAAGCUCUAUCGCUACCGUCAAAACGGAGCCCAUCCAGCUCGUUCUUCCGGUCCAACACUUUCUUCUUCGCAGCUCUCAACUUUUCACCAUCCUCUGCAAUCACCACCCGGGCCAUUUAUCAUCCAGCAACCAAUUUAUGCCUACAUCCAGUUCAUGUUCAUGUAACUUCUCCCGACGUCCCAUCUCACAAACUCAAACCCUUUUUCCCUCCAUGUCCGGCACGUGAAGGUUGUUCUCUGUCGAUGUACUACGCUGUUUAUUUGCUUUCGGAUCCCCGUUCUGCCUCCGCCCUCUUCUACUUGUGCCAUACUUCACGACCUGUUAUGAUUCUCCCUCUUCACGGGUCUACCUUUGUUUUGCUUGCCGCAAUGCUUUAUUGUUACUCUAGCUCUUCUCUUUCACAGUUCAACUACCUUUGUCCUCGGCCGUUCAUCUUCGUUUACAUAUGCUUGCUUGCCUGAUAUUCCGUGUGCCCUCGCUCUAAUCUAUCCUAUUCCAUGUCAUUCGUCUUACGAUACCUUGCCCUCCUCUACUUUCGCGCUACCUACUCCCUUAGAGAUUGAUCUCAUCGUCUAUGCGUGCUCUUCUAUCGGAUCCCCUUUACUUGAUGAUACCGACGUUGACGUCACGAGCCGUUGGCCCCACGCAUUCUACAUACAUAUCCACGACGCUCCUCCGCUUCGAAUUUGUACCACGUUCUACGUACAUAUCACGAUAUCUAUGUUUCACGAUCCAAACGCUUCUUCUUAGGAUCACCGUCGUUCAUUUGCAAUAGCCGUCACCCUGUCUGGCGCACACCUUCGCUCAUGUGCAAUAGACCUGUACCUAUCUGUGGCCAUCCACGCCUUCAUGUGCCUUCGCUUGUUUGUUGUCGCUUUUUGCUUUACAAUCUUUCUGUGUUCGGGGAUGUUUCUCCCUGACUGUCGCUCUUUCUCUUAUU